This is a messenger RNA of Triplophysa dalaica, 1008 nucleotides long. RefSeq names its product adenosine receptor A2b-like. The record is from RefSeq and is a predicted model, not a curated record. Gene Ontology annotation, molecular function: G protein-coupled receptor activity. Lineage: Eukaryota; Metazoa; Chordata; Actinopteri; Cypriniformes; Nemacheilidae. Gene Ontology annotation, biological process: G protein-coupled receptor signaling pathway. The coding region runs from base 1 to 942 and encodes 313 amino acids. Gene Ontology annotation, cellular component: membrane. The transcript has 2 exons.
AUGAAUAUUUCUCAGAGUCCUGCGGAUCUGGCCACAGUGCUGCCUCUCAACAGUUUUGGCAACGUGCUUUUGUUUCUUUUCAAUUUAAUUCUCGCCACUGCCAUCGUUUUUCUCAACGUGUCUGUUUGUAUUUCAAUCAUGCUAGACCGAGCGCUGCGUAACGAGAACCGCUUCAUGUACAUGCUCAGCACCUGUCUCAGUGACAUUUGCUCGGGCGUGUCCUAUUAUUAUUGCGGCGUCCUUGACGUGCGUGACAGCUAUGACUCCCCCACGCGCACUUUCUACAUUGCGCCUACUUUUCUGGGGUUGUCUUAUAUGGCGAUUCUGGCCGCGCAGGCGGACCGGUACCACGCUGUCUCUUCACCUUUCAAAUACUCCCAACGCAUGACCCGCAACAGAACCUUACUGGUGAUACUGGCGUACUGGGUUUACGCGUUUAUCAUCGUGGCUGUUAAUAAUCUGGUGACUAUGGGGGUCGCGAAGAGAGUGACGGGGAUUGGCACUUUUGUGGCAAACAUUUUCACUGUAAUAAUCAUGAUUGGGUUGAACAUUAAACUGUUUUUCAUUGCAAAGUAUCAGCUCGAGCGCGAGCCCCAGAGCGCGGAAAGAGACAACAAGCGCGCGUCCGUGCAUCUCAUCGUAGUAGUGGCCUUGUGCUUUCUGGUCGCGUGGUUGCCCAUAUUUAUUCAUAUUAUUGCGUGCAAUUUCGCGGGGUCCACGUGCUACGCGUUUAAAAACGAGGGUUCGGACCCUCUGCGCACUUUACCACGAGUGAACGCAGUUCUCACCCCCUUGUUGUAUAUCAGGGGCUGUUCUGCACUCCGGAUCACCCUACUGAGUAAAGUCUGGAAAACGCCAUGCAAGAGGAAAGGUGUGACCCCUCAGUCUGUGGAGAAGCCUGAAGCCCCCAAAGAUGUGCAAUGUGCAAGUCUCCGGUCAUAACAUAUAUCAUAAAUAUUGCAAUGUUGUAAGGGGCAUACGGGGAUAACAGUGAUGUCCUGAAUAUCA